Messenger RNA from Ornithodoros turicata, 3933 nucleotides. RefSeq lists its product as uncharacterized. The transcript has 3 exons. The record is from RefSeq and is a predicted model, not a curated record. NCBI's taxonomy places the organism in Eukaryota, Metazoa, Arthropoda, Arachnida, Ixodida, Argasidae. Bases 1272 to 3173 code for a protein of 633 amino acids.
UCACCGGCGGUUCGCUCAUCACCGGCCCAAUAAAUCGAGUACAGAACAGUGGGGUCGAAAUCACACUCAUCCUCUGGAAAGAAGUCCUUUACGUAGUCGGACGUUGUGACUUGCUUUUCGCCGUCUAGCUCAUACUUUACGUAGACGAAAUACAUUUCUGCAACUAAAGACCGAUGAAACCGAAAAGUAAGCGAUAGUCCGCAACCUGACAACUGAAAACAAAAGCAGCUGUCUUGCACAAUGUUGCCAAAUGCCGAACACGUACUCCCCACACACAGCGAAUUCAGUGAAUUUGCCACUGCACUGCAUGGUUUAUAUCCUUACAAAGCUAUACUGAUUACUGAAACACACAGUUAAAUUGUUCUAAUUAUCAUUUGUUACAAAAUUGUAAGUACUUUCUUGUUGUAGGCAAAAUAUUUCACGGUGUAAUUCCAUUACUUCUCACGCGUUUUACGUUAAUGUGGCUUGGCCAAGCUCAGCGAGAAAGGAGAGAAAAAGAAGAAAAACAUCAAAAGUGUUUUUGGCCGUUUAGCGCGCGCAUUUUAAUUCAUCGUAAGGAUCUCUCCCGAUGGUAAAGUGGAUAAUGUGAGCAGAGCCUUGCAACUCGUGUAGUGUAGCAGCGUGGACGCUUCUGCGCCUAGCACAAACAAAAAUGAGCUCCCCCCCGGAGAAGAGGCGCCGGGGACCGUAUCGGAGGUGGAUGGAGCCUGACGCGGAAAGAUGCCUCCCAAGGCAGACAAGGCAUAAUGACAGAAUGCGGCAGGAAAACGAGGCCAGUGCUACCACAUCUUCAGUACCUGCUUCAGUGCCUUCGACAUCUACUGCCUGCCUGGACGAGGUUGCUCAACCAAGACAUUGUCAGCAUAGCGAUGAUGACGCAGACAUGCCCGAUGUACCUUACGAAUUAAGUGGUUCCAUAAAUGAGGAGGAAGCAAGUUAUGACAGUGAGAAUUCAAAUGAUGAUGACACUGAAGACACUGAAGCCGAGUUCCACGCAUUCCUUCAGGCCUGUUGUGCAGAAACUUUACCCAAUCAGACAACUACAAAGGGGCAGGCCAUAGUGUUGGUCCUACUGUAUGUGGUGAAGGCUGGGCUUUCAUGGACACAGCUUGACGGUUUGUUAAACCUCAUCAAUGCACUGUUUGGUGGUGACGUUCUGCCGAGAUCCAAAUACAUGUUUAGGAAAAUCUAGCACAAGCGGCAAGAACAGCUUUUGAAGCUGCAUUAUUUCUGCAAUACCUGCUUUGCUCACCUCGGAAAUCGUGGAAGAUAUGCAAAAGGCUGUAAAUUCACGUGUACUUUUUGUCAUGAAGACUAUCACAGGUAAACUACUUUCAUCUGGAAGUUUCUUCAUCAUCCUUGACAUGAAGAAACGUCUGCAGAUGCUACUGAAGCAUGUUGGGACGACCCUCCUACACUCCCUUCGCACACUUUCUACACGGUCUUGGAUUGGAGUAUACAAUGACAUUACGGAUGGUCAGUUGUAUCAGGAUGCACGUCGAAGACUCAAGAUGAAGUGGAGUGACCUAACAGUUAGUUUUAGCAGCGAUGGCUCACCUGCUUUUGAGUCAAGCAACAGCUCAGUGUGGCCAGUUCAAAUAGUGAUAAAUGAACUGCCAGUGAAAAUGCGCUGGAGGAAUGUCAUUGUUUGCGGAUUAUGGUUUGCAAAGGUCCACCCCCCUGUCCACCAUUUUUUGAGUGCAUUUGUGCAACACUUCGUCGGCAUGGGGCCAGUUGUCUGGAAGACACUGAACCAAGUUGUCACGUCGCAAAUUUAUGCUAUCUCCUGCAUCGCUGAUUCUCCAGCUCGUGCCUCAAUCUUAAACAGGAAACAAUUCAACGGCUUUUAUGGCUGCUCAUGGUGCCUCAAGAAAUGCGAGCUGGUGGAUGGCACACUCAAGUAUGCAGAAAAACCAGGAGAAUCUCAUAUUGAGAGGACUCAUGACAGUGUCCUUCAAGCGAUGAAGCUCGCUGUGUUGCGAAAAAGGGAUGUUGACGGAGUCAAGGGACCAAGCCCUGUUGUCAAGCUGAAGGGAUUGGAUGUAGUCUGGGGAGUACCUCCAGACUACAUGCAUUGUGUACUGCUUGGUGUGGCGAAACAUCUAGCAGAACUCUGGCUGUCAUCACCUGGACAAGGGUACUACAUUGGUCGGAAGGUGAAUGCUAUCAAUAGCCGUAUCUGUGCUAUUAGGCCACCAACAUCUUUCACGAGGCUACCACGCUGCCCAUCACAGUAUUCACUCUGGAAAGCGUCUGAGUGGAAGAACUGGGUUCUCUAUUACAUGUUGCCUACGUUAAAUGGCAUACUUUCUACAUCUUUUUUAAUACAUGCGUCACUACUUACAGAAGGGCUAUUCUUGCUUCUGCAGAAUAGUGUCACAGAUGCUCAUGUCAGAAGAGCUGAGUAUUUGUUCAAGACUUUUGUAUAUGACACAGCAAGGUUGUAUGGAGACCAUGCCGUAAAAUUCAACGUGCACCAACUCCUUCAUCUUGCGAAAAGUGUACGUAUGCUUGGACCACUGUGGGCAACUUCAAUGUUCCCAUUUGAGGGUGGUAAUGGGAAAGUUAUGAGCCUCUUUUCGGCAGCUAAAGGAGUUCCACUUCAGAUCGCUGAACGUUUGGUCAUGAACGACACACUACAAAGUAUGUUGCACAUUUUCCCCCUCUCCGGCUGUGUGCAGGCUUGUGCAGAAAAGCUUUUGAAAGUAAAACAGGAAAGUGAAUGUUCCCAAGGGCUUGGGGCAGUAAGGUGCGACAAAUCGUUGUCAGACAUUGCUGCCUCCUUGCUUUUUGAAAGGGUUGGCAGGGUGGUGACAGUAGAACACUUUUCCAGAGCACGUAUAAGCAACAUCAUUAUUCAUGCAUCUGAGUAUGGGCGCACACAAAAAACUUGCUCAUGCUAUUUAAAGAUGAAAGAUGGCAGCUUUUGUAUGGUGCAAGAGAUUUAUACAUUCCGGGAACAGUUUCAAAGGGUGGCGCUUCUUUGCAAGCGCUUACUUCUGCUACCUAGUGAAUUGGGCCAUGCUACGCACAUCCACAAAUGUGACCACCCUCCAUCUCUUGAAGGAUUGUGUGUAUAUUUAGAUGAUGAUGUUGACUGCCAGGUGGUUUUUGUCUGUGUUGAGCAGGUGGGAUAUUUGUGUGAGCAGCCGAACAUAUGGGAGACAGACUAGACUGAGUGGCAGCACACAGUUUUGACUACCUCAAAACCGUGACUUAUAGAAGAGGCUGUGUAAUUUAUGAGUUCUAUGCACACUCAGCCAUACACAUGCCAUUCACAAUAGUGAAGCUGAAGGAGCAUAGCAAAAAGUGUUUUCUUUUCUCCUUGCUUCAUUCAGCAAUAUUUCUUUGAAGUUAUGCAAAUAAUGAUUCUUUUGUAUCCCAUUCUUUUUAACAUUAUCUUCUGUCUUCGCUGUGUGCACAGUGUGUGAUUGGAUUUUUUUAUCUCGGAAGUUGAUAUUGCUGCCUGAAUGUACUGGUCUUGUGUGGUAUACAGUCUGCAUUGGGCAAAUAAAGGGAAAUAAAGAGCGACUACGCUUAAAUUGUACCAUGCAAAGUUCACGAUAAGUUAAUAUUAAUAUUACGCAUAUCUAAAUACUACUCUUAUAAAGUAUACCGUUCAUCUGUCAAAACAUAUUUUAUUGCAACUUCUAUUCGCAAGCGUAUAAAUUACUGUUUUUAGCACACAGAGUUGCAUGUCGUCAAACAUAUGAAGCUGCAUUUUACACCCGGGGAAAUUCACCAGGGAUUUUUAAACGGCUGUGAAGAACACCGGACAUUAAUUUUUGAACGUUACUCUGCAUUUACGUUGUGCACCAUGCAAGCAAUUAAAGUACUUCUGUUAGCACCACAGGUGACACUGCCACAUGUAUCAAGUUUUACUUAUAUAUCUGUGCAAAUUCACCACUUAUCCUCAGAAAAGUGCAAAGUGGG